Molecule: messenger RNA, 375 nt
Organism: Musca vetustissima
Lineage: Eukaryota; Metazoa; Arthropoda; Insecta; Diptera; Muscidae
Exons: 3
Coding region: 1-375 (124 amino acids)
Molecular function (GO): odorant binding
Source: RefSeq, a predicted model, not a curated record
AUGAUGGAGACGAAUAAAUUUUCACCAAAUUGCUUAAUGGAUUGCAUGUAUACUGAUUAUGAAAUCUAUGAUGGUCUGGAAACGAUUAACUUGGAGGCAGCUAAAAAGUUAUUAGAUGAACAAAUUGCUAAUGAAGAUUUCAAUGCGGUAUAUAUGAUGGCAUUUGAAAGAUGUGGUCAAUUUGAAAAAUCCAAUCUGUUUGAAGUGUUCUCUUUCAUCAAUAACACCAACAUACAUGGCUGUGAUAAAUAUCCCAUGUUUGUGGAUACAUGUGUUUGGUACUAUACUGUGGCCAAUUGUCCAGCAACACAUGCUCUGGACAGUGAUGAGUGUAAACAAAAAACUGAAUGGGUUAAUGAAUGCCUUUUCAAAUAA